Messenger RNA from Octopus sinensis (East Asian common octopus), 579 nucleotides. Its product is annotated as dolichyl-diphosphooligosaccharide--protein glycosyltransferase subunit dad1. The transcript has 3 exons. Gene Ontology annotation, biological process: protein N-linked glycosylation. Lineage: Eukaryota; Metazoa; Mollusca; Cephalopoda; Octopoda; Octopodidae. The coding region runs from base 127 to 468 and encodes 113 amino acids. The record is from RefSeq and is a predicted model, not a curated record. Gene Ontology annotation, cellular component: oligosaccharyltransferase complex; membrane.
CGAGAAUCCAUUGCCACGUUGACGUUGUCGCAUUUCAGCUACGUCCGCUUUCCUUCGUUACGCAUUUUCCGAGUGUAAAUAAGGCAUCAUUGCAGAACCUUUUUAGAAAACCUUUUUAGAAGAAACAUGCCGGAAAAAAUAUUAAAUGUUCUGACCAAAUUUUGGGACGAAUACAUCGCAAACACGCCGAAGAAACUUAAGAUUAUAGAUGCAUAUCUCGUCUAUGUUUUCCUCACGGGCGUGAUGCAGUUUUUGUACAUUUGUGUGGUUGGCACCUUCCCGUUUAAUUCAUUCCUCUCCGGUUUUAUAUCAAGUGUAGGAUCAUUCAUUCUCGCUGUGUGUCUUCGACUGCAGGUAAAUCCUCAAAAUAAAUCAGAUUUCACCAGUAUCAGUCCUGAGAGAGCUUUUGCAGAUUUUACAUUUGCCAACAUCAUCCUUCAUUUGGUAGUGAUGAAUUUUAUUGGUUGAACUUUGUAUUUCUUCAUUGGAACUGAAAGAAAAUGUCAACCAAUAAUUCAGCCAUUAGCCAAUCUUCUUUUUACAUAAAUAAAAAUAUAUCUGAAAAAAGAAACAUUAAAA